UUAGAGCGUCAACUAGUUACAAUACGCCACACCAGUCAUUAGAAUUGAUACGGAAAUGGCACACACAGACUUAAGUACAUCCCGGACUUCCUCACCGGAUCAGGAGCAAUCCAUGACACAUCCCCUCAAGCUUAUGAGUGGCAUCUAUCCAAAUUCUUCGGUGGUUCCAAGACAUGCACAGUCGACUAGCAUGGCAUUGGAACAGUACCGACUACAACUCUAUAACUUACUUUCGCCGAGACACAUGGAACGAUUGCGGACGCCGCAAUAUACUGCCACAGGAGCCUCAGCGAUUGGAGUUCCCCCGUGGAUGCAUUUGAAUCCACAUUUGAACCCAUACAGUCCACAUAACCCAGGCACAAAUGUUAAUGCCAACCGGAUGGCGGCGUUGUCGACAAUCUCUUUGUUUCCACAAUCGCAGCGCAUCUUCCAGCCUGAGGAGCCAAAGCCGCAGCAUAGCUAUAUUGGCCUAAUUGCAAUGGCUAUUCUCAGUUCAAGCGAGAUGAAACUGGUGCUCUCCGACAUUUACCAGUAUAUUCUAGAUAACUAUCCAUAUUUUCGGAGCCGAGGACCUGGCUGGCGCAACUCUAUAAGGCACAACCUGUCCUUAAAUGAUUGCUUCAUCAAGUCGGGUCGUAGUGCCAAUGGGAAGGGACAUUAUUGGGCUAUACACCCCGCCAAUAUUGAUGACUUUCGUAAGGGUGAUUUUCGACGGCGUAAAGCCCAACGAAAGGUAAGAAAGCAUAUGGGUCUUUCUGUAGACGACGCCACUACUGACUCGCCAAGUCCACCGCCACUAGACCUAAGUACACCGCCGCCGCCAACACCCUCGCAAGCUUCUUUGCAGCUUGCUGCUUUAAGCUAUCCCUAUCAUCAGCACCAGCAUUACAUCGGACAGUUUUUUGGACGUAAUAUUAGUUUGCCGCCCUACCGCCAGUAUUCCGAUGUGCAUCAUGAACGACAGCGAGCUAACCUUCCUCGUUCAGAACCAGUGAUGGCUAACCCGCAGAACUUGGAGUCAGAAGGCCAACAAGCACAGCAGCAGGACCUGGAGCAAGCUCACCACCAUAUUGCUUACAUCAACUCAACGACGACGACGACAAUCGCUAACCUGUACUCCCAAACUCGAAAACGACAAUUCGAUGUAGCUUCCUUGCUGGCCCCCGACGUACAGCUUGAUAUAGUUUCUGCGAAUCGAGUAGAAUCUCCCGGCACGGCUACAGCGACAGCCACACGGACCACUACUCAAACGCAGCACACUGUUAUCACCAAAGUCCAAGUUCAGAAACAGCAGACCAUUCAUCACGAAGUCCUGGUCGGCCUUGAGCAACCAGUAGUUAAUAUGGAUGGUGCUGAUCCAGAUAUAGAUGACGAUGUUGACGUGGAUGUGGUGGAUAAUGCCAGCGACUGUGAAGCAAAGGAUCCAACCGACGCUGAUUCAGUAAGAAAAACUCCACAUAAAGUUCGUAGAAUCCAACAAAUAUUCUCGUCUGAUGACAAUAACUCGUACCUAAGUGAUGCCAGACGAUCUUCACUCGAUGUCGAUCCAGAGGACAAUCACGGCCCGCGACUCUUUCCAGUUUCCGUAUCGCCUGUACUUGCUGACUCUGCAGCGCGAUCCUUAGCCAGCAGCUGUAGCCCUCAUGAUUCCAAUUCCUUUGAAGAGAGCCCAAUCGAUGUUGCUGCCAGCACAGAAUCCGUACCAGUCUUACCGAAUACGACACACCCACUGGCAACAUCACCGAAAGGAUAUGUCGAGCUGAACCAUGUUGAUCCCCACAUACUGAGCAGAUAUUACGGCACCUAUAUGGCAGCUGCGGCCAGGCGCGCAAGUCUUGAGGCGUCUCGUUCCAAGUCGAGUUCUAUUACCCCGCCACCUCCAAUUGAAUUCGUUGCGCAUAAAUCUUAAUUAUAAUCGUACGUGCUAGUCUAAUACAUGAACCCACCCUGAUACAUAUACGAAAUAACUAAAA
Molecule: messenger RNA, 1973 nt
Organism: Drosophila willistoni
Lineage: Eukaryota; Metazoa; Arthropoda; Insecta; Diptera; Drosophilidae
Gene: fd102C
Exons: 1
Coding region: 56-1909 (617 amino acids)
Biological process (GO): cell differentiation; regulation of transcription by RNA polymerase II; anatomical structure morphogenesis
Molecular function (GO): DNA-binding transcription factor activity, RNA polymerase II-specific; RNA polymerase II cis-regulatory region sequence-specific DNA binding
Source: RefSeq, a predicted model, not a curated record